Messenger RNA from Oncorhynchus nerka (sockeye salmon), 3710 nucleotides. RefSeq names its product protein turtle homolog A-like. Lineage: Eukaryota; Metazoa; Chordata; Actinopteri; Salmoniformes; Salmonidae. The annotation marks the transcript as partial. Gene Ontology annotation, biological process: cell-cell adhesion. The transcript has 19 exons. Gene Ontology annotation, molecular function: protein binding. The record is from RefSeq and is a predicted model, not a curated record.
AGGUGCCGUCACGCAUGGAGCAGAGCCCGUGAGACUCUUCUCCGAAUGGGGGCGCACCAAGGCUAAGGCCGAUCGCCACCGGUCGAAGCCUCCGAAGGAGGACGCGGGAUUCCAGUACCUGGUGGACUGGGAGGGUUACGGCCCGGAGGAGAAGAGCUGGUACCUGCUAGAGACAUUCUGGAUCACUCCCUUAUCGAUGAUUUCAAUCGACAGGUACCCGCCUGGGAACGCCAGGCGUUCCCUAGGGGGCUUCACAGGCAAGGAUAUUGCUGCCAGUAAGAUUACACCUAAAUCAACCAUUUAUUGGAUCAUCAAGAACUUCAAGGAGAGCGGUUCAAUUGUUGUGAAGAAGGUUUCAGGGCAUCCAAGAAAGUCCAGCAAGCGUCAGGACCGUCUCCUAAAGUUGAUUCAGCUGCGGGAUCGGGGCACCACCAGUACAGAGCUUGCUCAGGAAUGGCAGCAAGCAGGCCGUGUGUCUCUGGUCAGGAACACUGUUCUGAGAGUGAAGGGGCUCCUCAUGGAGGACCAGGGCCUGUACGAGUGUCGCAUCCUCCUGUUGGACAAAACCACAGACGAGACCCACAAUGGGACCUGGACCCUACUGUCUGUAACUGCUCCUCCUAUUUUCACCAAGACCCCUCCCCCUGUCCUGGAGGCUCUAGUGGGGAAUUAUCUCUCUCUAGCCUGUGUUGCUCGUGGCCACCCACCACCCACCAUAACCUGGGCUAAAGAUGGUACUCUGAUUGGAGGAGACAAAGUUGAGCUGCUGAGUGGGACGUUGUCUCUCAGAGCAGUGAGCACGGAGGCCGGAGGACGGUAUGAAUGUCUCGCCACCAACACACAGGGCAAUGUGACUCAUGUUACAAAGCUGAAGGUCAAAGGUCCUCCAGUUAUUGUUAUCCCCCCGAAUAACACGGUCCUCAACAUGACCCAGAAUGCCCUGCUGCGGUGCCAGGCCGUGGCGGAUCCCCCCAACAUGACCUAUGUGUGGCAGAGGCAGGGAGAGAACGUCCAUCACAUAGAGCCUCUAAAGUCCCGGGUGAAGAUCAUGGUGGACGGCACCCUCCUCAUCACCCGCGUCACCCCAGACGAUUCUGGGAACUACACCUGCAUGCCCACCAAUGGCCUGUUAACUCCGCCUACUGCUUCCGCCAGUCUCACUGUGAGACACCCUGCCCAGGCUCUCCUGAUGCCUCAGCAGACGUAUCUCCCCACAGGCCUGGGGGGUCUGGUCUCCUGCCCUGUGAGAGCCCAGCCCCUCUUGCUCCGUGUUGAUUGGACCAAGGAUGGACAGCCACUGGAUCUGGCCACGUACCCAGGAUGGACGCUGACGUCUGAAGGCUCGGUGUUCAUGGCAGCUGUCAAUGAUGAUGCAACAGGCGUGUACAAGUGCACCCCCUACAACAGCUUCGGGACCAUGGGCCAAUCAGGGCCCACGACAGUCAUCCUACAGGACCCCCCGUCACUCAACGUGUCUCCCCGAAAGGUGUAUCGAGAGGAGGUGGGGAGGACGCUUGUUAUCCCCUGCCAGACCACUGGAGAGCCAGCCCCUACUGUAACCUGGAGCAAGGUUGCACCUGCCACACUCUCUCAGUACUCUGUAGCAGCCAACGGCUCCCUGCUGCUGCUUCCUCUCAGUAAAGACCACCAGGGGGAGUGGGAGUGCAGUGUUACCAACCGCGUGGGAACUGUCAAAGCCAGCACUCUCAUCUCAGCGCUGGGCACCAGUCCCCAUGCUGCCACCCUGGUGUCUGUGUUUCCAGGGGUCAAGCAGGCCAAUGUGUCCUGGGAACCAGGCUUUGAUGGGGGAUACCCCCAGAAGUUCACUGUCUGGUUGAAGCAGAUGUCUGUGGGUGACAGUGGGGAGAAACAGGAGUGGCUCUCUGUUGCCGUGCCCUCCUCCUCUGGCUCCAGUCUGCAGGUGACGGGGCUGGUCCCUGACACAGAGUACCAGUUCAGUGUCCUGCCACACAACAAAGUGGGUACUGGGCCUUUCAGUGAGAUCGCCACCGUCCGAACUCUGAAUACACUCCCAGGGAGAGCGAAACUAGAACCGCCCACAUCGCUCUUAACCAAUCAGAGCUUGGCAGGUAUAGUCCUGCAAUGGUCUCCUGUGGCUCAGUUCCCGCCCAUCACUGGAUUUGUCCUCCAAUCUCGCGCAGAGCAAGGGGAGUGGUUCAAUCUAGAUGAGGACAUCAGUGCCAAUAGAACUGUGAUGAUCGUUCCAGGUCUGCGCAAGGACUCUGUGUACGAGCUGCGGCUGCUGUCCCGGCGAGGGGUGUUGCUGAGCGAGCCCAGUCCAUCAGUUAACGUCUCCAACAUGGGGAUGGAUAUGUACCCGGCCAGUUCCCGCCUCCUGGAGUUUGUACCCAAGCCGUUAUUGGCUGGAGUGAUGGGAGGCGUUGCCUUCCUGUGUUUGGCCCUCAUCCUGGUCCUGGGGACAGUGUGUAUCAUCAGUCACAAGAGGGACCAGCGACGCAGGAAGAGGAAAGAUGAUCUCCCUCCUGCCAUCUAUAAAAGCCACCCCUCAACUGGGUCAGUUGCUACCAGUCCAGACAGUGUGCUGACGCAGAAACUCCUCCAGUCCCGCUCCCACUAUCCUGGCUCCACCUCCUGCUCCUCCUCUCAGUCGGACCACUCCUCUUUCAACAGACCCAUCCGCAGUGAAUACCAUGACCAGUGCCAGCAGCUGCUCUCCUGCCCCCCACCACCUCCUCACUAUGCUCCCCACCACCACCUCCCCAGGACAGGCUCUUCUCCCACUUCCUCUCUAGAGUUCAUCUUCAGAGGCCCUGAUGGUCUCUUCAUGAUGCAGCCCUAUGACCAGGCCUCUGUCCACAUUUCCCACAACAUAAGGUCCCUGAGGAAAGACUUCCAACAAUCCACUGAGGUCCAGCGGUCAGUGUCCCCCUGUGUGAGGAGGGACCCGCCAUUGGUCCUCUCAGUGGACUUUCCCCCCUGUGGUGGAUCUAACCCCAACCCCACGACCAUGGUCCGGGCCAUGGCCAAACACCUUUCCCUCCAUGGACGAUUCUACCUGGAUGGGAAGAAAGACAGUUGUGCUGGACAUCCAGGCGAGAGUAGUCUCUACUCGGACAGUAACUCAGACAUGUACCCUCAGCCAAGCCUGGAGGAGAGCAAACAAGGAAACCUGUCACUAAAGCGGGCCGUCCAGCCUGCCAUCGCCAGCACCCUGAUGCUACAGAUGGAGCAUGAGAGGGAGACCGGCAACCUGAGCAGGUGUCUGAAGCUGGCCCGGGAGAGGGAGGAGCUGGAGAGCAAGCUACGGAAGUACACACUGGAGAGGAACGCUACUUUAGAUGGGAAGACCAAGAGACCAGGCAUAGAUGAGGAGAGUUGGAGAGAGACAGAAAAAUGUGAUCCCAUAUGGAAACGUCAGGAAAGCACCUCCCUACAAAAUCACCCCCAUCACUGUUAUCCCCAGGCCAACUGGGGGAGCUCUAGGAUGGCCAAAAGGCCCUUGUCCCCAUCUUAUUUUCACUGGGAGGCCAACCCUCUCACCUCAGCCACCAGCCUGGUCGCAGCCCUUCACACCACCUCUGAGAGGACAGUGACCCUCCACUGUGACCCUCCAGUCACUCAAUGUCCUCUCUGUCACCUGUCACACAACACCACCUCAGGGCUAAGAGAGCAGAGGGUCACUCUAAAAGGAGGGGGAGUCACCAGCCACUAGAGAGGCAAAAAGGGAA